GGAGUGAGGACGCAGAGAGGAGCUGACGGAGCAUUAAUGAGAUACUGGCCGGUUAGAGUUACGGGGAUGCAGUUUUAGCCAUAUUCCACCAUUGUUUUUAAGGCUUGAUUGGCGGACGUGAAAAGCGGCAAACCUGGGACAAUUCCAACAUUUAAAACGUACUUUGGUGGAUUAAUUUAUUCUAAAAAAUGGGCUUGGAACGAUUUCGCGUAAAGACGCCGGGGAUAGUGGACCUCCUCACCCGCGCGCUCCUUUGUAUCAUCGGGCUAUUACUCACUUUUUCUCAGCCUGUCUGCAAGGCGUUCAACUUGGACGUGGAGAAUCCAGCUGUUUACAGCGGACCUAAAGGAAGCUACUUCGGAUAUGCUGUUGACUUUUAUUUGGCGAAUUCUUCCAGUGCAAGUGUGGUGAUAGGCGCUCCCAAGGCCAACACAAGGCAGGUUAACGUUACAGAAGGAGGAUCUGUCUUCUACUGUCCAUGGAGACUCAACCAAUCAGAUUGUCACACUAUCGAGUUUGAUACUGAAGGGGAUCGCACCGUCAAGCUCAACGACACAGAUCAUCAGGUUGAUUUCAAGUCCCACCAAUGGUUCGGUGCCACUGUGCGUUCUCACGGUGACACAAUUCUGGCAUGCGCCCCUCUCUACUCCUGGCGGACUGAAAAGGAUAUCCCCCGUUCUGACGCUACAGGAACCUGCUACCUCUCAGCCUAUAAUUUUACCAAAUUUGUGGAGUAUGCUCCUUGCCGCACAGAGAUCAGUGAUGCGGUGGGACAAGGCUACUGUCAGGGAGGAUUCAGCGCUGACUUCACAACGGAUGGCAAAGUGGUAUUGGGAGGGCCAGGCAGCUACUUUUGGCAAGGUCAGGUGAUCUCUGCACCUAAGGAAGACAUUAUCAAAGCUUACUACCCAGGUUAUUUUAUGCAGUCCGUGGACAGCCAGAUCCAGACGAAACAGGUCAUGGCUGUACAUGAUGACAGCUACCAAGGGUACUCUAUUGCUGUUGGGGAAUUCAGUGGUGAUCAGGUGGAAGAUUUUGUGGCUGGUGUUCCAAAAGGGCUCAUGCUUUAUGGUUUGGUGUCUUUUCUGAACGGUACAGAUCUGAAGCCCAUGAUUAACUACACUGGUGAGCAGAUGGGAUCAUAUUUUGGCCAUGCAGUGGCAACGACUGACAUCAACGGUGAUGGGAUGGUUGACCUGCUAGUGGGAGCUCCCAUGUUCAUGGCCCGGGGCUCCGAUGGCCGUCUGGAAGAGAUGGGCCGUGUCUAUGUUUAUCUGCAGCGUGGCCCACUUAACCUGGAGCUCAGCCUACCUCACCUAACAGGCACCCAGGUGUUUGGGAGAUUUGGCAGCACCAUUGCACCAUUGGGAGAUCUGAACCAGGAUGGUUUUAAUGAUGUGGCUAUCAGCUGUCCAUUUGGGGGGGACGAUCGUCAGGGACUGGUCUACAUCUAUAAUGGAUACUCAGAAGGUCUCAGGGAUAAGCCAUCUCAGGUUAUCACUGGGCAGUGGGCUGCUGGGACUAUUCCUGCCAGCUUUGGAUUUGCCCUCAGAGGUGCUAAGGACCUGGACAUGAAUGGAUACCCAGAUCUCAUUGUUGGUGCCUUUGGUGUUAAUAAGGCAGUUCUCUAUAGAUCCCGCCCAAUAGUAAACACCACUGCCUCUCUGACAGUAUACCCCACCAUGAUCAACCCAGAAGAGAAGAAUUGCAUGGUCACCAAUGGAAACACCAGCAUUCCUGUUUCCUGUGUCAACCUGAGUUUCUGCAUAUCUGCUGAUGGGAAGCACCUACCAGGCAUCCUAGAUUUCCAGGUGGAGUUGCAGCUUGAUAGUCAUAAGCACAAGCAGAAAGGUGCAGUGAAGAGGGCUUUGUUCUUGGAUUCCCAGCAGCCUUUGCUCCAGAGGAGCGUAAUAGUGCGCCAUGGCGAGCGUAUAUGCAACCACACCAAGAUCUACCUAAGAGAUGAGAAAGACUUCAGGGAUAAACUCUCCUCCAUUUAUGUGGCCUUGAACUUCAGCUUGGAUCCAAAAGCUGCAGCUGACUCCCACGGCUUGCGGCCCAUCCUCAACUAUCAGACCACCAACGUAAUUGAGCAGAAGGCUCAGAUUCUGUUGGACUGUGGAGAAGACAACAUCUGUGUUCCUGACUUGAAGCUGGCAGUCCACGGGAACAGGAAGGAAGUCUAUCUGGGUGAUGACAACUCGCUGACCUUGACUUUCAAUGCCAGGAAUGAGGGUGAGGGAGGGGCGUACGAGGCAGAGCUGUAUGUGGUGCUGCCCCCUGAAGCUGACUACAGCGGUAUUGCCCGCAAUAAUGAGAGCCUGGCCCAGCUGACCUGCAGCUAUGAGACCGAGAACCAGACCCGAUACCUCAGCUGUGAUUUGGGCAACCCGAUGAAGUCUGGCACCAGUCUCUGGGCAGGUCUGCGCUUCACAGUGCCACGACUGAAGGACACGCACAAAACUGUUCAGUUUGAGCUGCAGAUUCGCAGUAAAAAUGAGAAUAAUUCCCACAGUGAGGUUGUACUGUACAAGCUGGAGGCGGUUGUUCAGGCUGAUGUCAUUCUACAGGGUGUGUCUCGACCAGAUAAGGUCUUCUUCCCGCCAGUCAACUGGAAGGUGACCAAAAGCUAUGGGGUGGAGCAGGAUGUCGGGCCUGUAGUGGAACACAUCUAUGAGCUGGUGAACAACGGGCCCAGUGGGAUCAGCCACACCCAACUUGAGCUGCGCUGUCCCCUCAGUGUCCAGGGUCACAAUCUCCUUUACCCCUUGGAGUUCUCCACAGAAGGCCCCAUUAACUGCACCUCCGACAAAAACAUGAACCACCUACACCUCAAACUCCAGCAGACAUCCACAGAACCUAUCCUGGCACUGAAGGCACAAGAGCACCAUGUCGAGAGGAGGGACGUCCACAGGAAUCCACUCACUCACUUGACUAACCUGUCCUGCUCUAAUGCGGAGUGCUGGAAACUCCUGUGCAACGUGGGUCUGCUGGAGAAGGGGACUACUGCUAUCCUCAAAGUGCGAUCCCGCAUCUGGGCCGAGACCUUCAUGGAGAGAGCAUACAAGCAAUAUGUACUGGAGUGCCUUGCCAGAUACAGUGUGGAGAAGAUGCCCUAUGCCAUCCUACCCAAACAUUUUCCCAGUGGACACAAAAAGGUGGUGACCCCAGUGAUGUGGAACAAGCCAGAUAUCGAGAACUCAGUUCCUCUGUGGAUCAUCAUCUUGGCGAUUCUGGCUGGUUUACUGCUUCUGGCUCUACUAAUCUACGUCUUAUACAAGUUCGGCUUCUUCAAGCGAUCGCUACCUUACGGCACUGCCAUGGAGAAAGCACAUCUCAAACCACAGGCUGCCUCUGAGGCCUAGAUGACAACCGGAGCUACCAGAACCACAGUACCUGGCAAUAUGAUUGCAACGGAGAAACACAAUGGAACAUGAAGAGUGGAUCAGAAAGCAGCUGAAGAGAAAAGAAAGACCACUGGAACUCCGCUGUGCUGCACAAGAGGAAGACAAAAAUCCAAAGAUCUCCAAGCCAAAUGAAUGUUUUUUUUUUCUGUUUUAAUUUAUGUCUUGUUUGUUGGCGGGUUGGGAUUGUUACCAAAUAGAACUUUCUUUCCUCAAUGCCUCAACUAACAUGAGACUGAACAACACGAAAGUGACUAGAAAAGAAGUGCAGGCUACCGUUAGCCUGUAGAUGCAGUGAGAUGUCUGUCGGGUUUCCUUUUGUUGAUUCUUUUGAUGGAGAGUUCUGUAUUACCCCUUUAACUGCCUGUUUUUGGUGCUAAUGAUCUGAUGUGCUCACUGCCUCUGACAGAAUAUGGCCACAUGUAGCUUGUGGCAGUCAGUAGCUGUGACUUACGCUGCCUACUGAGGCCUGGAAGUAUUCUUCUGGUGUUUCCUUAACACAUUCUUAUUGACAAAAGAUUGGUAAACGGGUUUCAGGUGAAAACAUAAACUGGCUAUAGCAAAGGCAAUAUUAUCUGUCUAAAGGUUGAAACCUUAUCUAUUGAAUAGCUUAGCUUUUAUCACAACAUUUUAAAUUUUACAUAAUUUAAAUUUAAACCCUGACCUGUCUGAAGUGUUCCCUUGAUUCUUGCCUAAUGCAUGCUGAGAUGCUGGGCUCCAGCACCCCGCAAUCCUGAAUGGGAUAAGCGGACAUAGAAAAUGCAUGGAUGUUUCUCAACUGUUCAUGAAAAGGAUCUCUCUCUGCCUCAGGUUGGUGGACAGUGCUGGCUUGAGUUGUUUUAGCACUCAAAGGAAAUCUACUGAUAUAAUUCCAAAGACACCAAAGACUGACUGACUGACCUUCCUUUGAGUUGAUUUUGACUCCUACUGAUCGCUUUGUUUAAAUCCUGUUUGUUCAUGUUCAGAGUUACCAAUGCUGGCAUCGUCUUUGUUGCAUAGUCGACUGGGAUGGGACUGGAACCACCACAGACCUGUGAAACCUCAGAUUAGGCUUGAAUCAGUGUGGUGUUCUCCUAAAGAGAAGAAGUCAGUGGCCAUGGCCCAAUGAUGCCUUGAACCAAAGACGGGACAAUCAGCAAUGUUGUAGCCUUGACAGAGAGUUUUAGUCUGGGAGCAGGUGGGAUCAUCACUCUUUGAGUGUGAAGGAUCCAUUUUCAGCUUACAGUGUGUGUUACUGUGAGAUACUGUAUUUUUGAUUGUCUUUGAGUAAAAGUUGCCCAUGUUUAGAAAGAAAAGUGGCUCAAGCCAUCCCACUACCAAAAGGCUACAGGGACUGAACAUUAAAAUACUUUGUGUUGGUUUCUUUUAUUUGUACAUAGAUUUUAUGUGCCUUAAAUGUAAAUACUUAAUGUCUGUGGAUUAGAGUUACGGCUGUGUGUGCUUGCAUGUAUAUAUGUGUGACUUCAUGAAUACAUGCAAUUGUGUGAAUGGUGUAUUUAUGAAUGUUUGUUUUGUGUAUGAAUUUAUUACCUUUCCCACUGCUUAGUCCUGCUUAUCCCUAUCACCUCUGUAGCUUGAGAUCAUUGAGGUUAAGCCAUUCUGCAUUCUUAUUAGUCUCGGUAGCAUAAAUACAGUCAGGAACCUAUUCAGGAAGACCGCAAGGCAGCAAUUAAAAUACUUACAACCUCAGUGGAAAUGGAAAAAAAAAGACUGUAAGACUACCGUCCAGAUGUUAGCGUCCUACAGGAUGUCUUGUACCUCGACCAAAGGGAUAAUAACAGGCACUGGGAACUAAAUGUUGUUUGGAAGUGCAAUAUUUAUAUUCACUCUUAUUAAUAUUACAUUGCUUUCUUUUGUUUUAUGUUUUAUUUGUGCCUGAAUUGCCAUAAACCAGAACUUCUUCUGUCAGAGUAUGUGAUACGCACAUAGACUAAAUCCUUUAUAAGGUUCUGAGUUUUUAUUUUCACUUGCUUUCUCCCUAAGCAUACUUCAAGUGUGAAACUGUUUUUUUUUUUUUUUUUUAAAAAAGGACUUUUCCACUUCAUACAUAUUCACCACUUUAUUGCUGGACCACUUUUCUGAUCUUGCUGAGUUUUAUACCACAGACUGACACAGGAACAUAAAGAACAUAUUUGAGUUGAACUUGGGUAUGUUGACACAGUUUGAUAAUUUAUGUGCUGUGCUGUUGCACACCUGUCCAAACACCAACACUAUACUAACCACAUGUUAUACAUUUGUUUGCCUCAUCACACUCUUUUUAUAUGCCCCCUCUUAUUGAAUAGUGAUUUAUUAUUAGUCAGAUUCUCCAUAAAAUCCCCUUUUGGUAAUUGAUUUAAAAUGUCUUUUAAUAUUGCUGGUAUGAAAAUUCUUUACUGAACAUGUCAAACCAUUAUUUAUAAUGACAGGGGAUUACAUCUUCAUCCAUGGUUACAACCGGAGAAGGCACUGGGUUUUUACUUACAUGUUAAAUGUUUUUUUUUUUUUUUUUUUUAACGUCUUAGCCCAUUUUUCACUCUCCAGGACUUCCAAAAAGAAGUUGUACAUAUUUAUGACAAGGAGAGUAUUUUUGAAUUCAAAUGAUAACUGAUUUGUUGUGAAUUUUUCUCACCCCAUAUUGGGGAGAACAUUUUUGUCAGUGGGAUAGACGGGGGGGUCUUUGGAGAUCAAGUUUUACCUGUUAAGGUUUGUACUUUAAAUAAAAUAUUUCCCUUUUUACAAA
Messenger RNA from Micropterus dolomieu (smallmouth bass), 6123 nucleotides. It is a transcript of the gene itga5, whose product is annotated as integrin, alpha 5 (fibronectin receptor, alpha polypeptide). Gene Ontology annotation, cellular component: integrin complex; external side of plasma membrane. Lineage: Eukaryota; Metazoa; Chordata; Actinopteri; Centrarchiformes; Centrarchidae. The transcript has 30 exons. Bases 189 to 3365 code for a protein of 1058 amino acids. Gene Ontology annotation, molecular function: integrin binding. The record is from RefSeq and is a predicted model, not a curated record. Gene Ontology annotation, biological process: angiogenesis; cell-matrix adhesion; integrin-mediated signaling pathway.